This is a messenger RNA of Hyaloscypha bicolor E, 636 nucleotides long. RefSeq lists its product as uncharacterized. The transcript is spliced from 2 exons. The record is from RefSeq and is a predicted model, not a curated record. Bases 1 to 636 code for a protein of 211 amino acids. NCBI's taxonomy places the organism in Eukaryota, Fungi, Ascomycota, Leotiomycetes, Helotiales, Hyaloscyphaceae.
AUGUCCGACGACGAGCUCGACCAAGAAUGGAAGCCUUCGAAGGCCAGACCGCAGUCUACCAUGGCUCGAUCCUUUUCUCUGGCAUUGAAUGAUCUAUUCAAGAUCGACAACAGUCUAGCAGACCUCGAUGCCGCUGUAUCGGAGAAAAAACGAGCAGUCUCCAACCAAACCUCUGAGCUCGAGGCCCUCGAAGCACGCCUGCGCGCCACCGAAGAGCGUUUGAAGAAAGCAGCCAGCACUGGAGUCAGCCCAGCCAAGUCAUCAUCCUCCGGCAGAUCGAGCCCGCGAUCACGUCCAGCCCUUGGGGGGGACACCUUUGCUCCAAGCCCAACGAAAGAAGCAAGUCCCACAAGCCCCCUUUCUUCCGAGUUCAGACACCCAUCACGGCCCAAUACAUCAGAACGACCCGCAUCUGGGAGAGGAGGUAGACCGACGUCGGGAUGGAAGCAAGAGGCGCAUCCCGCAUACACGGCCCCUCCCAUGCCAGGAGCUAUGCCCCCGACUCCAAAUGACACUCCAAGUGCGAGCGAAGGUGAAUCCGAUUCCGACUACGUGGUCAUUGGACAAGAACGGAAGAGUGCUGACGUUGGGGAAGAUGGAGAUAUGCCUCCGCCGCCGCCACCGCCGCAGAAGUGA